AUGUGCCUGUGCCGCGGCAACAAGGCCGUCGAGGUCCCUGCGGGCUCGGUCGCCGUCAGCUUCAUCCUGAAGAAGGAGACGUAUUACGGCCAGCGCGUGCUGCUGGUGGGCUCCUCCCAGGAGCUGGGCGCCUGGAAGCUGGACGCCGGCCUGCCCCUGCGCUGGAGCGAGGAGCACAAGUGGAGCACCACCGUGGCGCUGCCCGCCGGCGCCGCCGUCGAGUACAAGUUUGUGAUCACCGACCCCGAGCAGCCACCCCUGUGGGAGUCGUGUCUCAACCGCUCCCUGGCUGUGGAGGAUGCCGCCGCCACCCUGUACGGGUCCCGGGAGGAGCCCCUGGUGGCUGCCGCCGUCCCGCCCCCCAGGCCUGUGGAGGUGCCAGCCCAGCCAGUUACCAUUGCUGCACCCGAGCUGAAGCAGCCUGUUGCUGCCAGCAUCGCCAGCGCCGCCCCGGUCGCCAAGGCCGCCGCGGCGGCCAAGCCGGCGGCCGCCGCCGCCAAGGCGGGCGCUGCGCCCAAGCAGCAGGCGGCCAAGGAGAUCAAGAUUUCGGCCGAGGCGGAGGCCGCCGUUAACGACAUCAUUGUGCAGGCCGACGGCGGGACUGGGAUGGUGGCCGGGGCGGUGGAGAAGCUGGGGGCCGCCGCCGCAUCCGUCGCGGGGGGCAUCAUCAAGCAGGGCAAGGCCGCGGCCAAGGGCGGCCGGCGGCGCCGGCCAAAGGCCAACGCCACCAAGAAGGAGUGA
Chlorella variabilis is the source of this 741-nucleotide messenger RNA. RefSeq lists its product as hypothetical. The transcript is spliced from 6 exons. Gene Ontology annotation, molecular function: starch binding. Gene Ontology annotation, cellular component: membrane. Lineage: Eukaryota; Viridiplantae; Chlorophyta; Trebouxiophyceae; Chlorellales; Chlorellaceae. The record is from RefSeq and is a predicted model, not a curated record. The coding region runs from base 1 to 741 and encodes 246 amino acids.